GGUUGAGGGGAGGGGGAAGACGAAGCUUGAAAGACUUGGUAAUGGCGACGGGUUUGUCGGAGCACCAUAACAUGGUGUGGGAAGUGAAGACAAAUCAGAUGCCUAAUGCAGUACAGAAACUCCUGCUGGUGAUGGACAAGAGAACUUCAGGAAUGAAUGACUCAUUGGAGUUGCUGCAGUGUAAUGAAAAUUUGCCAUCCUCACCUGGAUACAACUCCUGUGAUGAGCACAUGGAGCUUGAUGACCUUCCUGAACUUCAGGCUGUUCAGAGUGAUCCUACCCAAUCUGCCAUAUACCAGCUAAGUUCAGAUGUUUCACAUCAAGAAUAUCCAAGACCAUCUUGGAACCAAAAUACCUCAGACAUAUCAGAAAAUACUUACAGUGAAAAUGAGGUGGAUUGGCUAACAGAAUUAGCAAAUAUCGCCACCAGUCCACAAAGUCCACUUAUGCAGUGCUCAUUUUACAACAGAUCAUCUCCUGUACACAUCAUAGCUACUAGCAAAAGUUUACAUUCCUAUGCACGCCCUCCACCAGUGUCCUCUUCUAAGAGCGAGCCAGCCUUCCCUCAUCACCACUGGAAGGAGGAAACACCAGUCAGACAUGAAAGGGCAAAUAGUGAGUCAGAAUCUGGCAUUUUCUGCAUGUCCUCCCUCUCAGAUGAUGAUGACUUGGGAUGGUGCAAUUCCUGGCCUUCAACUGCUUGGCACUGUUUUUUGAAAGGCACACGACUGUGCUUUCAUAAGGGAAGCAAUAAAGAAUGGCAGGAUGUUGAAGAUUUUGCUAGAACUGAAGGCUGUGAUAAUGAGGAAGAUCUCCAAAUGGGCACUCACAAGGGCUAUGGUUCUGAUGGUCUAAAGUUGUUAUCACAUGAAGAAAGUGUAUCAUUUGGCGAGUCUGUACUGAAGUUGACUUUUGAUCCUGGUACAGUAGAAGAUGGUUUACUUACUGUAGAGUGUAAGCUGGACCACCCUUUCUAUGUUAAAAAUAAAGGUUGGUCAUCGUUUUAUCCAAGCUUGACUGUGGUACAGCAUGGCAUUCCAUGUUGUGAAAUUCAUAUUGGUGAUGUAUGUCUACCUCCUGGACACCCCGAUGCCAUUAAUUUUGAUGAUUCAGGUGUUUUUGAUACAUUUAAAAGCUAUGACUUCACGCCUAUGGAUUCUUCUGCAGUCUAUGUGCUAAGUAGUAUGGCUCGUCAGCGUCGUGCAUCUUUGACUUGUGGAGGACCUGGAGGUCAAGACUUUGCAAGAUCUGGACUCAGUAAAAACUGUGGCUCACCUGGAUCAUCACAGCUCUCUCCCAAUUCUUUGUAUGCUAAAGCUGUCAAAAACCACAGCUCAGGGACUGUGAGUGCCACUUCUCCUAACAAGUGCAAAAGACCAAUGAAUGCCUUCAUGCUUUUUGCCAAAAAAUACAGAGUUGAAUAUACUCAGAUGUAUCCAGGGAAAGAUAACAGAGCCAUAAGUGUGAUCCUUGGUGACAGGUGGAAGAAAAUGAAGAAUGAAGAGAGAAGGAUGUAUACAUUAGAAGCAAAGGCUUUGGCUGAAGAACAAAAACGUUUAAAUCCUGACUGUUGGAAAAGGAAAAGAACCAAUUCAGGCUCACAACAACAUUAAACCAGGAUGCUUAUGCUCUUAAGUCUGUAUUUGCAUAAACAUUGACCGUUGAUGGAAAGACUUAAGAAGAUCAAGGUCCCGUUAUUUGUCCUGAAUUCGUGUCACCAUAAGAUACUGAUAGCAUUGAGUCUUGAAAUGAUUUAAUAAUAUGAGUGAGGAUUUGCUUUCUCCAUUAGAGCAUUAAGUAAGCUAAAACUAUCAACAUUGUAAACCAAAUUGCCUUAUUUUUCUUCCAAACUUCAUAUGUCUAUCAGGUAAUAUAGGCUUGAAAAUUGAUAUCCUGUGGUGCUAAAGUAUAGUAGAAAGAGAGGAGAAGUGUAUACAUGUUUUAUUUUAAAUUGUACAAAAGGGGAAUUUAAAAAUAUGUAACUGCUGUUUAUACAUUGGCUCCUUACUGCUUAUUAAUCGGUAUUGUACACAUAAUGGAAUGCAACAGAAGCUGGGAGUUGGCCUUUCCUUGAGCAACCACCACAUGGCUCAGCAUCUGUGCCAAACACGGGAGCUCCUAGUCUGGCCAGUGCCAAGAGGCUACCAGAACAUGUGGCAGGUGGAUGGUGUCGGUGUCCCAGCGUAAGAGCCACCUGCUGCCAUUACCACCAUUAUGCUGCGUUUAUGCACCAGGUGGCAGCACCCAUCCGUGAUUUCCAGUGGAGACCUAGCCCAGGCCAAGGUAAAGUUAGUUAAUAGCAUUGGGAUAUAGUCACUGUAAUGGUGCUAUUAACGGUUGACACCAUUGUAUUUUUUAACUUUGUGUUCUGUAUCUCCUCAGCCACAUAUCUUAAAUAUCUUAUUGUGUCAUCAUAUCUUUAUGGUGGGGGCAGACUUUGCACUUAUGACAGUGCAACACUUGCACUUUACUUUCCUUCCAACUGUCUAAAAUUAGAGCAAAUACAUUGGCAAUACAGCUGCUUUUGCUCUGAGCUACAAUCAUGGCUUUUCAUGUUACUUACCAAGUGGUGUUUCUGGUUAGGAAUCACAGCUGUACAAUUGAUUUCAGUUCAUUAUACUUCAUGAUGUUGCCCCUAAAUUUUGCACACUAUAUUCUUGUAUAUUAUUAUUUCAAAUAAAAUGGAAAGAAUUGUUUAUCUCUGA
Molecule: messenger RNA, 2705 nt
Organism: Diceros bicornis minor
Lineage: Eukaryota; Metazoa; Chordata; Mammalia; Perissodactyla; Rhinocerotidae
Gene: HBP1
Product: HMG-box transcription factor 1
Exons: 11
Coding region: 42-1613 (523 amino acids)
Biological process (GO): regulation of transcription by RNA polymerase II
Cellular component (GO): nucleus
Molecular function (GO): DNA-binding transcription factor activity, RNA polymerase II-specific; RNA binding; RNA polymerase II cis-regulatory region sequence-specific DNA binding
Source: RefSeq, a predicted model, not a curated record